AUGAAUGUUCCCAUUAUACCCUCCGUCUCCAACCCUGCUGCUGCUUCAAAACCUCAGUGGGCAAUUCUUGAGACAGAAAAGCCCAACGGCCAUGGCAAUGCACUCCUUACUUCACCUUCCAAAACCCACUUUCCCGCGCAAAUCCCUUUUCCUUCCGCGCCCAAAACCUCAAACCCAACCGCCAAAUUCCACCAUUACCCCAAAAUCUUGGUGGGUGUACUCGGGGCUGGUCUGACCCUGGCCUUCGUCGGACCCGCCUCAGCUUCUGAGCUGCUGCCCUUGAAUGAACCCUCCAAUGCCCUCUCGUUGCCCACCUGGGCCAUUCACGUUUCCAGCGUCGUUGAAUGGGUUACAGCAAUGGCAUUGGUGUGGCAGUACGGGGAGAAGUCCGGGUUCGAAUCUUGGAAAGGGCUGUCUUGGGGGAUGGUUCCCUUGCUUGGUGGAGCAUUAUGUGCAUGCACAUGGCAUUUCUUUUAUAACUCUGAUUCUCUUGAAGUACUGGUUGCUCUUCAAGCAGCCCUGACAGUAAUAGGGAAUGCCACAAUGUGUUUUGCUGCAUAUCGUAUUUACAGAUCAUCCGAAGAACACUCCAAGAAUCUUUGAAAUUUGUAUAUAUGGAAACACAAAUCUAAUUCCUACAAGGUAAUUUAUCUCGUUGUGUUUGGACCCAAAAUUACAUUAUCGGCCCGUGCAAUCAAGGCCAUUGAGUGAGCAUUGCUCCCAACCGUUGGAUGAAAAGUGAAGAUAAUUUUGUUAUUUUUAAAGGAUAAUAUUAUGGUUUUUAUCAUAA
Malus domestica (apple) is the source of this 790-nucleotide messenger RNA. RefSeq lists its product as uncharacterized. The record is from RefSeq and is a predicted model, not a curated record. NCBI's taxonomy places the organism in Eukaryota, Viridiplantae, Streptophyta, Magnoliopsida, Rosales, Rosaceae.